AGAAGCCACAAACUGUCUUAGGGCAAAAACUUCGAGUAGCCAAGUUUACAGCUUGGUCAUUUCUUUCUUUUUACUGUCAGUUUUACACGGCUUGUUUCCUUUCCACCCUCCCCUUAUGUAUGGAGCAGUGUCUGGACUAACUGUGCUGAUAAGGAGCGAACAGCAACAAGGGGGGGAUAGAGGAACUUUAGUUUGUUACUGAACAGCCUGGAAACAGACUGGAAGCAGACUGAAGAAUCCAAGCUCUCACACAUCCACCCUAUCCUUGUAAGAACCCUACAACCCAUUAAAAACUAGGUUUCAUUAAGAUCAACAAACCUCUUAUUUAAAGAGGUGUAUGCAACAGACUCAUCUAUUGGAUCAUAAAAAAUCCAGAGUUUAUUUUUCAGUGUCUUUGCCAGAGUAUAAACUCUUUCACCAGUGAAAAGAAAAAAAAAACGUGGCAGGGAAGAGCUGGUCUGUUUCAGAUCCUUUUUAAGUCACACUACUAGGUAGAAUAAAUACACAAUCAGUGAAGUUCGUUCUGCCUGUAAUACUCCUCACAUUGCCAUUGGACUUAUUCUGCUUGUCGUUUUAAUUUUGGCAGAGGCGGGACACUGCAGGCUCACUUAUGACACUUUUAAGAUUUUAGAGAGUUGUUUGAAUCAAAUACCUGAAGAAUAGUUACACAUUGUUCCUGAAGAAUAAAAGUGCAACAGAGAAUAAAUUGGGGCAGACCGCUGUCAUAUUCUGCUUGCCUCAGCUACACGAAGAGGAAACCAAAAAGGAGGGGUGUGCAAGUGAGACACAGUAUGCAGAUAUGGAUCGGAAUGGGGAAUGUUCCCCAAAGAUGAACCAUGAUAUUAUCAGCCCUGGGGAUGCCCCCAUUUCUCAAGAUGCAUACAAUUUAGCCGCUGCCGCCGCUGCUGCAGCAUCCUUUGGAUUAAAAUGGCCCUCCAACAAAAUAGCUGAUGAUCUCGCUAAUUCUUAUUGGCCAGGAGUUUGGUUGCCAGAAAAGAGAGGAAGCACUUGUGAAACUUCAGAAGAACCAGAAGUGGAUGUGAGAGAAAGAGACACUCAGAGAGACAGACAGCGAGAGAGGAGGGUGAGAGACCGGACUUUCAGAGACUUUUGCCCUGACAACCCCAUGCAGUUCGGUACGAGGACGCCGGCAAGCGAGCCCGGGUACAUGGGGGCAUGGCAGAACUGUGAUGCUAACCUUCUCUUCAGAAUGUCCCAACAGGCCAUCCGAUGUACACUUGUAAAUUGCACAUGCGAAUGUUUCCAACCUGGGAAGAUUAACCUGAGAACCUGUGACCAGUGUAAACAUGGCUGGGUGGCACACGCUUUGGACAAGCUCAGCACACAGCACCUGUACCACCCGACACAAGUGGAAAUUGUACAGUCUAACGUGGUGUUUGACAUCAGCAGCCUCAUGCUGUACGGUACACAGGCUGUACCUGUACGGCUCAAAAUCCUACUGGACCGGCUCUUUAGUGUACUGAAACAAGAAGAGGUACUGCACAUCCUACAUGGCCUGGGAUGGACGCUGCGGGACUAUGUCCGUGGAUACAUACUUCAAGACACUGCAGGCAAAGUACUGGACCGAUGGGCCAUUAUGUCUCGUGAAGAAGAGAUUAUUACCCUUCAACAGUUUCUGAGGUUUGGAGAGACAAAAUCCAUUGUUGAACUCAUGGCUAUCCAAGAGAAAGAAGGUCAGGCUGUUGCUGUUCCCUCUUCCAAGGUCGAUUCAGAUAUUAGGACUUUCAUAGAAAGCAAUAAUAGGACCAGAAGCCCCAGUGUUCUUUCACAUUUGGAGAACAGUAACCCUUCCAGUAUUCACCACUUUGAGAAUAUGCCCAACAGCCUUGCCUUCUUGCUUCCAUUCCAGUAUAUUAAUCCAGUCUCUGCUCCUAUGCUUGGAUUACCCCCCAAUGGUCUCAUGUUGGAGCAUCCUGGAUUACGGUUGCGUGAGCAGAACAAUUUAAACCAGAAUGAAUGUGAAGAGACCAGUGAGUCAGAGGUCUCCCCCAUGCCUUACAGUAGAAGUGAGCAGACAUCCAGUAGGAAUGCUUUGAGUAGCAUAACUAAUGUAGAGCCAAAAACAGAGCCAAGCAAUGCCUCACCUUCUCACUCUACUACUUCUGUUAGUGACCUAAACAAAUCAGAACACACCAAAAGCUCCUUCAAGAUCCACAGAAUGAGGAGGAUGGGGGCAUCAUCAAGGAAAGGCAGGGUAUUUUGCAAUGCAUGUGGCAAAACUUUCUAUGACAAAGGAACCCUAAAAAUACACUACAAUGCAGUUCACCUUAAGAUCAAGCACCGAUGCACUAUUGAAGGUUGCAACAUGGUUUUCAGCUCCCUUAGAAGUCGUAAUCGUCACAGUGCAAAUCCUAAUCCCCGACUUCACAUGCCAAUGCUGAGGAACAAUAGAGACAAAGACUUAAUUCGUGCAACAUCAGGUGCUGCUACCCCUGUAAUCGCAAGUACGAAGUCAAACCUGACAUUGACCAGCCCUGGUCGGCCACCCAUGGGGUUUUCAACUCCACCUUUAGACCCUAUAUUACAGAACACUCUUUCCAGCCAUCUAGUAUUCCCAGCUUUAAAGACUGUGCAACCUGUCCCUCCUUUUUACAGAAGUUUAUUAAAUUCAGGAGAUAUGGUGAGCCCUCCAGCAUCACUACCUACUAGUCCAAUAUUGCCAACACCUCUAGGUGUGGAACAGUCUGUUCCACCUCCACCUGCAGAGCUGUCCACAUCAGCUUUGGCAGUGCCAACACAGGACUCUAAUGCAGAGCUGGCGCCUAAAAAGAAACCACGGAAGUCAAGUAUGCCUGUUAAGAUUGAGAAAGAAGUAAUUGAUACAGCUGAUGAGUUUGAUGAAGAAGAUGAAAGUAUUGGCCAUGGAACUUCUACAAAUGAUAUUGGCCAUGAUAGUCAAAGCCUAUCCCAAGACGAGAUGAGUCCUGGACUAUCCAUUAAUAGCUAUUCUAAAACUAGCAGCAAUCGGUGCAUUAUGAGAUCAGAUACCAGAGCAAACAGCAUAGCCUCAGAAGAUCAGGAGCAUGAGAGAGAUUUUGAAAAUGAGUCAGAAUCCUCUGAGCCAAAAUAUUGUGAUGAACCCAUGGAAGAUGAUCGUCUUCCUAUUCACAAAGAAAACAGUGUCAGAUCUAUGAUUGACAAUAAUAAACCAUAUGAAAAUCACAUUGAUUGUCACCAACAAGCUGUCAUAAAAGUCAAAGAAGAGUUUACUGACCCUACAUAUGACAUGUUUUAUAUGAGCCACUACGGACUUUACAAUGGGGGCAGUGCAAGCAUGGCUGCUCUUCAUGAGAGUUUAGCUUCCACAUUGAGUUAUGGGAGCCCUCAAAAAUUCUCUCCAGAUGGUGACCUAUGCUCAAGUCCCGAUCCAAAAAUCUGCUAUGUAUGUAAGAAGAGUUUUAAAAGUUCAUACAGUGUAAAGCUGCACUAUAGGAAUGUCCAUUUGAAAGAAAUGCAUGUCUGCACAGUAGCUGGCUGCAAUGCUGCUUUUCCUUCACGAAGGAGUAGAGACAGACACAGUGCCAACAUUAACCUCCACCGCAAACUAUUGACCAAAGAACUGGAUGAGAUGGGGCUGGACUCCUCUCAGCCCAACCUCCGUGAUGAGCUUUUGGCAAAGAUCUAUGGCGGUCAGCAUGCAUUAGGGUUUGAUGGCAGAGAAGAAACAGCCUCACCAGCUGGUACAGAAGAUUCCCAUAUCAACGGUUAUGGUCGGAGCAUCGCAGAAGACUACAUGGUCCUAGACUUGAGCACGACCUCCAGCAUCCAGUCCAGCAGCAGCAUCCAUUCCUCCAGGGAGUCUGAUGCGGGCAGUGAUGAGGGCAUUCUUCUGGAUGACAUUGAAGGAGUCAGUGACAGUGAGGAAUCCUCUCAUAAAGCAGAAGCCCCUGCUUCCAUCCCAGGUUUGGGAAGUGAUAUAAUGGAAUCUUCCUUGUAUAACAGCUUUGCCAUGACUAAUGGUGGAAUAAUGUGCAACAUUUGCCACAAAAUGUACAGCAACAAGGGGACCCUAAGGGUUCAUUACAAGACAGUGCACUUGAGGGAAAUGCAUAAGUGUAAAGUCCACGGGUGCAACAUGAUGUUCUCCUCUGUACGCAGCCGAAAUCGGCACAGUCAAAACCCCAACCUUCAUAAAAACAUUUCUUUCACUUCUGGGGAAUAGCUUCCAAACGAACACUGCAAACUUAACUUCUCGCAGAUUAUGGACCUGAACUGCUUCAUAUUUAUAUAUACAUACAUAUGUAAAAUAUAUAUGUAUGUUAUAUAUAUCUAAAUAUAUAUAUAUAUAUAAAUAUAAUUAUAUAUAUUCUUUUUUAACUAAAAGAAAAAAAAUACAAACACUAGGUGCUUUUUUAUUUUCAUUAAAAGGGUGAAUUGCCCUCAAGAGGACUAAAGGAAAAAAAAUAAACAAACACAACAGACUUGCAAUCACAAUCCCAUUUUUUUUGUUACGGAAUGAAGUUCUUUGUUUUCUCCAAAUAUGGUGUCUUAAUAUACCAGUGAUUGUUGCCUGCAAAAGAAAAAUACAAAUCAAAAAAAUUGAACAAAUUUUAAAGAAAAAAAAACGAAAAAAAAACAAACAAACACACCUUUCUUCAAAUUGUCUUUGUGUAUUUUAGGGGAAGACGAGACUAAGCAUGGCAGACUCACCUGUAUAUAUGGAUCGCCCCAUGGGGUGGACAGUGUUAAAACAGAUGUAUUGAUGGUUGUGGACUUUAAUUAUUUUUUUUUUGCAGUUAAACCCAAUUUUAUGCAGGAUGAUAAGUUGCUGUCUAGCUCUGCUCAUUUGUUUUAGCUUGAAUGCACAUUUUGCAACACAGAAACACAACCAAGUUUGAACUACCUGCUAGUGUUCUAGUUAACCCUGUGCUUUACGGCACUAACAUUAAACUGAUAUUUCCUUUGUCUUUUUUUUUGUACUAUCUGCAUAAAAGCAGUCAUGCACUUUUAUUCCCCUACACUACAAGGGAUGUGUAAAGAUAUCCUUUUUUUUUUUUUUAACUCUUCAGUGCACAAAAAAUCUUCCUUCAGGCAUAGCUAUGUUUUAUCUAAAGGUACUGAAGUGGCAAUUUUAUGCCGUCCUAUUGAGAUGUUUAGCAAACGAGUGCUGAUCAGCUAAAGGCCAUAGCUGCCAAAUCAAAAGUAUUAAUAAAUGUGUUUUUCAAAAUGUAAAAAAUAAUGUAAACUGCCAACUUUGCACAUAUCACUAAUUUUCAUGAAACAUUCACUUAAGCUGGAAGCCAUAUAAUGUGUAUUUCCUCUAAAAAUGUUAUAUAAAAAUAGACUUUUCUUCUGAACACUGAGGAUCUUUACAUUAUUAUUGCAUAACUAUAAAGUGGGAACAAAACUAUAAUUCCAUUUUACUUUUUUUGUGGCUGCUCAUUCCUAGAUCACAUUCAAAUGGUAAAAUUAACAAUAGCAACAGUAGUGGCAACACACAUUUUAAAUUAAAUCAAUGAAGAUUUUUUUGUUAAGCUUAUUACUGUAAUGUGAUUCACCCUAUGUCUUAGAUGCCACACUACAAAAUCUACAGUACCAGUUUUGCAUUUUUUUUUAAAGAAUGUGUUUAUAUCUUAUAUUGAAAGUCUUAAAUUUGCUUUACUUUUUUAUAUGGUACAGCAUAAAGAGAUAUUUCAGACUCAUAAAGGGACAUGAAACCCCAAUUUUAUGUCAUGAUUCAGAUAGAGCUUGUGAUUUUAAACAACUUUCUAAUUUAAUUCUUUUGCUGCUGAUUGGUGGUUGCACUUAUAUAUGCCUCGUUUUAUUGGCUCACCCAGUGCGUUAAAUAGCUCCCAGCAGUGCAUUGCUGCUUUUUCAACAAAGGAUACCAAGAUAAUGAUGCAAAUGAGAUAAUAUAAGUAAAAUGGAGAGUUGUUUAAAAUUGUAAUCUCUGUCUUGAUAAUGAAAGAAAUAUUUUGGGUUUCAUAUCCCUUUAACUGUGUUUUUCGUUCAAAUUUCCAAUUUAAGUAAGUUAUAGAAAUUUAAAUUAUUAAGCCUUUGUUUAAAGGAGAUAUCUAAGCUUCUUUUAGUGUGGGCAGCAUUGUUUUUGUUUUUACACCAUGGUGAAGACAAAAUAUUUCUGCUUAAUUAAAACAAAGAGAUUAUGGGCUCCAUUUAUCAACUGCCGGGUGGACGAGGUGCACUAUCAUUUGUCUGCCUGGCGUCACAGCGAGCAGGCAGCAUCCCCAGCCAGCGUUUAACAUUGCACAAGCCACUGCUUGUGCAAUCAUGCUCCCUGCUUGCUUGCUGCCAAUCGCGCACGAGCAGGGGCUGUCAAUCAUCUUGAUUGGAUCUGAUUGGGAUGACUGAAAUCUGCCACACAAUAAAUUAUUACAACUCACUAGUUUAGAUAAACAGAUGUUCCUGGGGUAAAUAGAAUACUUUUUGUUUUUAAGCUUAUGAAGGUGUUUUAUUAUCCACCUACAGAGAUGUUGGAACUGCCCUGUAAGUAACUGAUACAUUCUCUUUGUUUUAAAAUCAGUUUAGCAUUAGCAUAACCUUUUCAAGCAGUUUUUUUUAACAUGUCUAAAUACAUGUUGCAUUUGAGUUAAAUGUCCCUUUAAAUAGUUCUUUUAAAGUGGAAUGCCUUAGCCUACAACAGAAAAGUGUGCUGCUUGGAUUUUAUCUGUGACUAUGGGGCAUAUUUCUUAAGCUCCAUAUGGAGCUUGAUGCCCCGUGUUUUCGGCUAGCAUUCAGGCUUGCCGGAAACAGAAGUUAUGAAGCAGCGGUCUAAAGACCGCUGCUCCAUAACCUGUCCGCCUGCUCUGAGGCGGUGGACAGAAAUCAACCUGAUCGAAUAGGAUCGGGUUGAUUGACACCCCCUGCUAGCGGCCAAUUGGCCGCGAAUCUGCAGGGGGCAGUAUUGCACAAGCAGUUCACAAGAACUGCUGGUGGAAUGAUAAAUGCCGAGAGCGUAUGCUGUCAGCAUUUAUCGAUGUGCAGCGGCCAUUAUCCGCUAUAUCGGAUCAUGUCCGCUCGCAGCAUAAUAAAUAGGCCCCUAUGUGUAGAUAAGGCAUACAAAUAUGUGCAUAGUAUGUCUUUAAAAAUAUUAAUAUUACAUCCCAAAUUUACAAUCAAGUACUAUAUUUCUGUUAAGUGUUAUAGAUAGCCUCCCCUAGGUAUAGCCAUCAUAUGGACCCCUUGGCAUCUCAACUGAAAAGGUAAACAUAUAAAACCAUUUGAGAUUGUCCUAAUCUUAUUUGUUUUAUUUAAGACUCACACGUCCUCGCAAAAGAGGACAACAGCAGACACACUUAAAAAUAAUAAACACAUGCAUUACCUCAGAUUGGAAACAUGCAUGCUGCUGUAAAAAAAUGAGAAAGAAAGAAAAAUAUUUGUUGUAUUCCAGAAUUUUUGUUUUGUUUUUGUUUGUUUUUUUUACCAGGGAACUACACUUAGAAAAUUACAAAAAAGCACUUUUUUUUUUUUUUUUUUUUAAACCAUUUUGUUUCCGGUGUUUACGCAUUUCGCCUGAGCUGGUAAGCCACACAGACAGCUUACAUUACCACAAAGUGUACUAGCAUAAUCAUAUUUACAUAAGCUCAGCACCCUGUCAAUUUUUUCAAUCUCUAUCUGCAUUGUAACCUCUGUCUUUCUAGUUUCCAAUACCUCUUACAAAAGUAUAUAAACUCACAGAAAUUCUAGUUAUAUUGUUUUGUAACAAAAAAACACAGGUCUUACAAUACAUUUUCUUAAGUUCCAGCAUCAGUUGGUUAUAAUUAAUCCUCAUUUUUUUUUAAUAUAUAUAUAUAUUUGCAGUAAAUGUCUCAUGUUUGCCAAAGGAAUUUUUUUAUAUAUGCGUCUAUUUUUGUUCUUGUUUGAUUUAUUGUACAUGACACUCGUUAUGGAUUCCAAUCAUAUGCAUUGCUAGCAGACAAGACAGUAUUUACAUUCACUCUGAUUGCUGAAUCUUUACUUUGUUAACAAAGAACUGUUCCAAAAUGCCCAAAAGGAAUGAUCGUUAAUGUUUUUGUUUCCUGGGUCUACGGUGAUUAAAGACUGAAAAUACUUGCGAAACCAGUAAAAUACUUGUUUUUUUCUUUUUAAUUUAAAGUUACAUAUGUCCAACACUAAUGUUUACUGAGAAAAGCUGAGGAAUUUUUUGAUGACCAUUUUUUUGGGAAAUGUCACUGAGUUUUAAGUACUACUCUCGGUUAAAUUGAAAAUGCAUUCAGCUUUGUUUUUAUACUGUUCAUGUAUACUGUAUGUGUUUGUUAAAAUUGCAACCGGAAUAAGUAAAGUGUACUCUUCUUACUGAGGCUGUGUAUGUGUGUUAGUAGCAACAUUCCGUUAAACAACUCCUGUUCUCACCGCUGAAAGCUGAUGCAAGUGUGUUUCACGUUUGAGAGCCUUUAACGGGAGUUCUCAAAGACACAAUUUUCACUGUAUGAUACAACACGUUUUAUUAAUAAAAGGAAAAAAAUUGUGACUUCAAAA
Molecule: messenger RNA, 8457 nt
Organism: Bombina bombina (fire-bellied toad)
Lineage: Eukaryota; Metazoa; Chordata; Amphibia; Anura; Bombinatoridae
Gene: BNC2
Product: basonuclin 2
Exons: 7
Coding region: 800-4183 (1127 amino acids)
Biological process (GO): regulation of DNA-templated transcription
Cellular component (GO): nucleus
Source: RefSeq, a predicted model, not a curated record